GGUGCCGCCCGCCCAGCCGGCUGGCGCCUCCCGUCUGCGGCCUGCCGCCGAGCCUCGCGGGGCCGGGCGAGUCGCUCGCGGGACGAUGGCGCGAGGCGAGGCCGCGGCGGGGCUGCUCCUCUGCGCCGCCUUGCUCCUGGCCGCCGGCGCCCGGGCGGAGGAGGAGGAGGCCGGCGGAGGCGCCGGGCGCCCGGAGCGGCGCUCCUCCUGCCACGGCGCCUUCGACCUCUACUUCGUGCUGGACAAGUCUGGAAGCAUCAAACACCACUGGAUAGAAAUCUAUAACUUUGUGGAAAGUCUGGCGGAAAAGUUCCUAAGUCCAAUGUUAAGGAUGUCUUUCAUCGUCUUUUCCUCACGAGGAGUCACAGUGAUGAGGUUGACGGAAGACAGGGAAGUCAUCCAGCGGGGUCUUGCCAUUCUUCGACGCGAAAUGCCCGGAGGAGACACGUUCAUGCAUGAAGGCUUGAAAAGGGCGAAUGAACAGAUUUACCAAGAAAAUCAUGGAGGACUCCGAACAGCGAGCGUGAUCAUUGCACUCACUGAUGGGGAGCUGCAAGAGGCGCAGUUUUAUUAUGCCGAGAAAGAAGCCGACAGAGCAAGAGCCCUGGGAGCGAUUGUCUACUGUGUUGGCGUGAAGGACUUCAACGAGACCCAGCUCUCAACCAUCGCGGACAGCAUCGACCAUGUUUUCCCCGUGUUGGGAGGUUUUUCUGCUCUCAGAGGCACAAUUGAUUCUAUUCUGAAGAAAUCUUGUAUUGAGAUUCUGGCAGCUGAACCGUCAAGCAUCUGUGCCGGAGAAUCCUACCAAGUGGUGGUGAAAGGCAAUGGCUUCUAUCACGCAAGGAACCCUGAGCAAGUGCUCUGCAGUUUCAAGAUCAACAGCACAGUAACACUCAAUGAAAAGCCGACCGUUGUUCAAGACACGUACUUACUGUGCCCUGCUCCCGUGAUGGAAGAUGCUGGACAGGUGGUUUACCUGCAAGUCAGCAUGAACAGCGGCCUGACGUUCGUUAGCAGCUCUGUCAGCAUCACCAGCACACGUUGCCUCAGCGGAACGGUCCUUUUCAUCGCACUUCUAAUUCUCCUCCUGCUCCUGGCCUUGGCUCUUCUCUGGUGGUUUUGGCCUCUCUGCUGUACCGUGGUCAUCAAGGAGCCGCCGCUGCCGCCACCCCCGGAGCCGGAGUCAGAUGACGAAGACGGACUGCCAAAGAAAAAGUGGCCGACGGUGGACGCGUCUUAUUACGGAGGGAGAGGCGUUGGGGGCAUCAAGAGAAUGGAGGUGCGAUGGGGGGACAGAGGAUCGACGGAGGAAGGGGCAAAACUGGAGAAGCCCAAAAAUGCUGUCAUCAAGUUGCCAGAACAAGAAUACGAGCCGUGGGAGCCCAAACCAAAGAGACCUCAUGUGCAGCAGCUGCCCUCCCAGAGGAAAUGGUACACCCCAGUUAAGGGCAAGCUGGAUGCCCUGUGGGCUCUGGUGCGGCGGGGGUACGAUCAAGUCUCUCUUAUGAGACCACGACCAGGGGAGAAGGGACGAUGCAUGAAUUUCACUCGGGUGAAAUCAGAUGGGACAGCUGUUUCAUACAGUCCUUCUCAGAAGCCAUCGAAGCACCACAACCUCUACAGCGCUGUCCCAGACUCAUCCUCUCCGGGACCAACACAACCUCCUCCCUGCAGGCAGCUCCCUCCAGGGCCUCCCCCUUCCAGACUCCCCCCAGGGCCACCUCCGUCCCGCCCUCCACCUCAACUUCUGGCUUCCGGCAUGUGAAUCCCAGAGCUUUGCAGAGCAUGGCGUAUUUAUUCCAUCUAGAUUCACUGUCAGAAUUUGUUGCUGGUCAGCAAAAGCACAAGUUGCCAGGUGUCAGUUUAAGUAGCAAUAUUUAUACGAUUAAAGUGCCCCGACGAUUUUGGAACUGCUGGGUACGACAAAAGAAAAUGAAUACAUAGGCAGUAGUUACAAUCUUCAUAGUUACAAUAUGCAUUUUAAGCAGUUCGCACACGAUGACCUCACUGUGUUUUGUAUGUCAGAUGAAAAUGGCUACCUGCAAACGAGCUGAGGAAUGGGGUGGUGUGGUAGUUUCCUGUGGCAACCAUACUAGCAGUGCUGGCUGUGGCACAGCUAAAGAGGAGGCCCUGCUGUGUGGAUUCACUGCCUCAGGAGGAAAGCAAACACAGAAGUGACGGAUGCUGGUGAAGAAGAUGUGCAGCCACAGAAUUUGAAGAAUACGAAAAAUACGAAAUAUCAAAAAACGCUUUGGGAGCCUGUGUUCCAUUUCAGAGGGAGACCGAGAAACUAGAGGGCAUUCUUAAUUCAGAGGAAUGACGUGUUUCAACCCCCUCCCCAUGCCUGUAAUCGUGUCAUGGCGCAUGCAUCCAACCAGCACUUCCCUUUAUUCUAAUCCAGUCUUGCCUCCCUCCAAUUUCACUAACAGAAAGUAGUGGAGGAGGAUGGGGUGGAGAAUAUCUCCCCACAGGUAUUGUGUGAAUUGCUGCAUACUUGGUACGCAUGUAGAACGAGAGAAAUGCAUGUACAUCAAGACUCACCUCUCCACUUUACUACAUCAUGCCACACCCCUACAGGGUGCAUUGUGUGCCCAUGGGAAUGGAUUUACCUGCAUUGUUGUUUACCUGUGUAAGGCUCCAGAAGUCGCUGUGCAUGUGCCUUGCUGCCUCAGGAUAUUCUGGAAGUGAAAUGAAUUUUCGGGGAUAUUGGCAGUGACUGCUAUUCGGUUUGUGCCGUGUCCUGCAGAAUGAAAAUGCAUUUUUGUUUUAACUCCAGCCACUCUUUGAUCUGCCGUGGCAUUGCCAGGGGGAUGGGUCAGAUCCCAACACUACCUAAGUGUGUCGCUUUAAGAAUCCUCCAGGAGUUUCCAAACUGGGAUUGCACACUAGCCCAAAGGACUGUCCCUCUCCUUCUGUAUGGAUGUAAGGUUGACAAAACAAAGUCGAGGAGGCAAAUCUGGAGGCAUAAUUUCGAGCCCCUUUCUCUGACGCAACAUUAGAAAAGUUUGCUCUGAAGUGGUCUCUUCUGAUACAGAAUGCUAUGGAGCUGACAUUCCUUGGCAGAGGGAGGGAGAUCCAUAAGCAGACUCGCCUCUCACUGCACACCGGAUAGUCACAGAUAUAUUCAAAAGUACGUCAGUGCUACUUUCCAGGUUGAAGCUAGCAAUAUAUUGACCAUUGAAAAUUCAGGUUAGCCAGGGCUUUUUUUCUAGGAAAAGAGGUGGUGGAACUCAGGACCGCACAAUGACGUCACUUUGGGUCAGCUGGAACAAGGGGGGAGUUUUUCAAAGCUUAAAUCACCCUCGGCGAAAAUGGUCACUUGGCCGGUGGCCUCACCCCCUGAUCUCCAGACAGAGGGGAGUU
This is a messenger RNA of Eublepharis macularius, 3363 nucleotides long. It is a transcript of the gene ANTXRL, whose product is annotated as ANTXR like. Lineage: Eukaryota; Metazoa; Chordata; Lepidosauria; Squamata; Eublepharidae. The transcript has 18 exons. Gene Ontology annotation, molecular function: signaling receptor activity. Bases 86 to 1765 code for a protein of 559 amino acids. Gene Ontology annotation, cellular component: membrane. The record is from RefSeq and is a predicted model, not a curated record.